AACCGAUAAACCAAUCAAAAUUUACAACUGUGAAAUGGCCUUGAAAUAUGGCGUCGUGUAGCGAUGUAGUCCAUUCGAAGCGACCACAUGUGAAAACAGAGCGAAUGCAAGAGUUCAUAAGGGCACAGGAUGAAUUAAACAGUCCUACAAAAAAGCUUAAAUGUCCUGAGGUGAACUGCAACAAGGUGUUUACAAGCUCUCCUGGUCUUAAAUAUCACUUGCAUACACAUACUGAGAAACAACCUCGCUUCUGCUGUAGAAAAUGCCAAAAAGUGUUCAAAAGUGCUAAUGGGUUAAAAUACCACAGGGAAAAGACACGAUGUGAUGACUCUGAUAUAGAACCAUCUUAUCUACCAGACAGUUUCCUCAUCAACACUGAAGACACUCUCUGUGAUAGCGAUUCUCAGCAUGGUGAAACUAUAGGCUCUCCAUCGAACCUCAGGACAUACAGUAUUCCCCACAGUUCUUCUGAGGGUAUAGAUAAACUAACAGAACUAGCCAUAAUAGCAACAGGUCCACAGAGUCCAUUACUAGACAAAUGGAAACCACCGUGGGAUACCAAACCUAGUGGACAUGUGAAAAGGUCGCUAGAGAAGAUGUUAGGAAAUUGUGAAAGUUUUCAUACAUGUAUCUCACCUGAAAUACAGGGCAGCUCAAAAAUAACUGAUCUCAAACCAUUAGAUAAUCAGCAUACUUCAUUCAAUGACAGGGACUUAGAUGGUAGUGAUCCACAUGUAUCUUCAAGUUCCCCACUGUUGUUCUCGCCAAAUGAAACAAAUAAAUAUGAAACAUACACAUGGUCUCAUACCUGGCCUACAACUGUUUGGCAGUGCUUUAUAAAAGGAACAAAGGUCAAGUUUUUGUCACAAGAAGACAGUAGAUGGCAGUUGGCAGAACUAAUAGCACAGAAAGAGGAACUUAAUGAGCAAGCAUCUUUAAGAAGGACCUCAUUAAAUUAUGCUCCAAAUGGACUUCAGGUAGUUAAAUUGAAAGAUGAUGACAUUGAUGAACCAGAGAUGAGCAUUUAUUUUACACCAGCUGUACCAGGUCAGCAGGAUAUUACAGUGAUAUGUCAGAGAGAUCAUCCCUUCUUUGUUAAAGAUAAAGGAUGGUGCUCGUCUAAUCCUUUUGAGACUGUAAUGCAUUAUGGGAUACCUUGCUGUGAUUUAUCUGUUGGAGAUGUAUGUUUACCUCCAUCUCACCCUGAAGCAGCUUCAUCAGAAGAAAUCUUUAAAAGUUUCGAAGAAUUUGAAUUUACGCCUGCAGAUACAUCAGCAGUGUUUGCUCUAAGCAGUAUGAAGCAACAGAAAAAAGAUGCAGAUAUAAGCCCCCCAGCAGGUUCAAGUCUACUAAGUACAAGUAAUGUCAAGGAUCAUACCUUGGUUAAAGCUAAAAGACCAAUGAAUGCUUUCUUGUUGUUUGCAAAAGAAUUUCGUAUGGACUACACCCAUAAGUACCCUAAAAGAGAUAACAGGGCAAUAAGUGUGAUGCUUGGAGAAGAGUGGCAGGCACUUUCUGUAGAGAAAAAACGUGUGUAUGAGGAGAAAGCAAGAUGGUUGGCAGAAAAACAGAAAAAAAUAUAUCCUGACUGUUGGAAGAGGAAAAAACAAACAUAAAGGAUGUGUGUAGAGGUAGAGUUGUAAAGUGCUAUUCAUAACCAGGCUGUCUUCUAUAACUAAACGGUAUACAUACGUACACCAUGAAUGAUUAACUUAUUGCUGUCAAUGUUUGUUGUUUUAUAUUAUAUGAUCUCAUUUUAAAAAUAUUUAUUAUAAAAUGUAUCCUUUUUUAUCACUUGUUUAUUUUAUUGCAGUUUUUAUUUUAGUGUUUACAUUGUUCCAUUGUUUAUUUCUACAGAGAGUAGAUAUAUUUUAAGUGAGAGAAAAUUGUUUUGACAUUAUGUUUUGUGUAUAAGAAUUGUGUAUAAAAACAGAGACAUAGAUAACAGAGAUUGGCAGCUCCUAUAAACUAUAUUGAAAUAUCCAUCAUGCCUAUCAAAAAGUGAAAAAUUAGGUAUUUUGUAGCAAAUAAAACUUAAUGGAUGUACAUUUGAUCCUUUAAUAUUAUAUACCAUUUGAAAAGUAAAUCUUUUAUCUAUUGCUGCAUGUUAAAAUAUUGGUAACUUUCCAUGCCUUUCACUUAGAAAAACAUAGCAGAACAUACCCACUGAGCCAGUUUUGUCGUCAAAUGAAUAGUUUUGUAACAAAAAUUAAUUGGUAGUUCUCUUUCAAAAUUGAUGUAUCAUUUAUUUAAAUGGAAAUUGUAAAUAUUUUUACCUGCAGCCAUAGACAAAUGCAUAAGCUUUCAGAAAAUGUAUUAUUUUCCUGAUUUUGAUAUCUGGUUAAUAAGUUUUACUUGCUACAAGUUUUAAGUUUAGCAGGAACGCGUGAUAUUUUAACUGGUUAGGAAGUUGCCUAUCUCUGUUAUCUAUGUCUCUGAUAAAAAUGUCCACCUUUAUUACUGUAGCAAGCAGCUCCGUUUUUAUGCCCCAGUCACAAUAAGGGUGGCAUAUAGUGUAACCCCUGUGUCCUUGUGUGUGAAAAUCUUGUCCAGUCCAUACCUCUAUCAUGCAUAAAGGGAUUUUGAUAACAUUUUGUGUAGCAUCAUAUGAUUGUGUCAUGUGCAAGACCUAGACCCUUAGCGGCUAGGUCAAGGUGGAACUGAAAGGUCAAAGGUCAGUAUUUAGAAAAUAUUGUCUGACCCAUUAUUCUGUUUUGCAUCAAGGGAUUUUGAAAUAACUUUGCACAAGUGUGAAUCAUAAUAAAACAGUGUGCUAUGUGCAAGACUUAGAUCCUUAGGUGCUAGGUCAAGGUCACAGAGGUCAAAGGUUAGCAGUUAGAAAAUCUUGUCUGGCCAAAUACCAUGUCAUGCAUUUUGUGAUUUUGGAACAAUUUGGCUCAAAUGUUGAGCUUGAUGAGACAGUGUGUCAUGCACAAGUCCUAAACCCCUAGCUCAAAGGUCCAAAGGUCAGCAAUUAGAAAAUCUUGCCUGGUCCAUAACUCUGCCAUGAAUCAAGCUACUAAUUAUUUAUUUAAACACUUGGUAGAACAUUAUACACUACAUGUGUGCAGCAUUUUCUUUGAUAUCAUUUUUGUGUUAUUAAAUCAUUGGAACAAACACUGACAUAAUGAGCUAUUUGUUGUGUUGACCCUCACCCUGCUGAACCCAAAAAUGAAAAACCUUUUCUAUCCAUGCAGCCUGGCCAAUCUCUAUUCUAUUAGUAGUUAAAUGUUUGUAUUUUGAUAAUGAAAUCCCUUUAAAUUUGAAUGGACUGUUCCAAAUUUAUAAAAGGGCAAAUCCAUUACACAAAUUCGGCAAGUGUUAACUUAGAACAUCAAGUUAUGUCAUCAUUUUUUCUACCUGUAGUUACAUUUUUGCAUUCAUUUCAAGUAGACAGUUGUAAUUUUCAUCUUUUAAUAUUGAGGGAUGAUAUAAUAGAGGACAGAAUGAUAAGGUUGAUGUAACUUUUUUUACAAAAUGUAGAAAAAUGUGAAGGAAAAAGGUUGUCAGGACAGUAAAGGUUCUUAAAGAAUGACACAUGUAAUUUAUAAAAAAGUUCUUUUUUUAACUGUCAAACUGUUGUUUUAUUGUCAGAGAGCUAUCUUGUAGGACCUGUCAUCCAUUCCACAAUUACUUGAAGUGAAAUCUUCACUAACACCAGUUGGCCAAGUUUUAAUGAAACAUUUUUUAAGGUUUUUUUUGCAUAAAGAUUUAGAUAAGCUGUUCAAAUAGUAAGAACCCAGGUACGCACAUAAUGGAUUAUAAUAAUUAAACUACAAACUUGUUUCUGUUAUCCCAAUACAACAGCUACUGCCUUAUAUCAAAAUAUAAUCAAUUGUGCAUUAUCAAGUCAUUGGCCACCUUGAUAAAGGUUAUUUAGAAUUUCUGGCCAGGGUUCAAAUUGAAUGUCAGACUGAGAUUUGUUUAACUUGGCAGUACAGACAGUAGUGCAGCUGCAUGAAAGACUUGUGGUCAAAACUGGCCCCGCCCCAGCUACCACAUGAUUUUACAUUAAAACUUUCGUAGAAAAAUGUCUCGUCAGAAAUCACAAGGUAAAACUAUUAAUUUUAUUGGUUAAAUACAGAAGUGCUGUGUCACUCUUUUGAACAAUGUUUCAAAAACAGGUAUUUCCUGUUUGCCUCUUUUCUCAAUAGAUAUUUUAGAUAAAUAUUUUUGUAUUUUGCAUGUAGAUUUCUAGGACCUUGUCAUUUUUUUCAUUUUUAAAAAAAAAACAAUAUGAAUGUUUUCGUUUAG
Molecule: messenger RNA, 4254 nt
Organism: Ruditapes philippinarum (Manila clam)
Lineage: Eukaryota; Metazoa; Mollusca; Bivalvia; Venerida; Veneridae
Product: HMG box-containing protein 1-like
Exons: 13
Coding region: 48-1616 (522 amino acids)
Biological process (GO): regulation of transcription by RNA polymerase II
Cellular component (GO): nucleus
Molecular function (GO): protein binding; RNA polymerase II cis-regulatory region sequence-specific DNA binding; DNA-binding transcription factor activity, RNA polymerase II-specific
Source: RefSeq, a predicted model, not a curated record